Messenger RNA from Aureobasidium musti, 1191 nucleotides. The record is from the annotation of a GenBank genome assembly. Lineage: Eukaryota; Fungi; Ascomycota; Dothideomycetes; Dothideales; Saccotheciaceae.
AUGGAUUCCGAUAUGGACUUUGACGACGAUGCUCCGCCUAUGCUGGUUGCUGCCGACCAGCCAGAUGACACAGAGAAUCUCUCGGUCGAUGUCGAUGACAUGAGCUUGACCAGAGUUCCCAUCACCAUCAUCACAGGUUAUCUUGGUGCCGGCAAGACCACUCUCAUGAACUACAUCUUGAAUGAACGCCAUGGAAAGAAGAUCGCUGUCAUCCUGAACGAUAUUGAAAAGAGCUUGACUGUCAGUCAAGAAGGCCAGCAAGUCGAAGAGUGGCUCGAAUUGGCCAAUGGCUGUCUAUGCUGUUCCGUCAAGGACACUGGCGUCAGUGCCAUCGAAUCGCUUAUGGAAAAGCGUGGAGCUUUCGAUUACAUCUUACUGGAGACAACAGGCCUGGCUGAUCCUGGAAACUUGGCUCCUCUCUUUUGGGUUGACGAUGGUCUGGGUAGCACAAUCUACCUCGAUGGCAUUGUAACCCUAGUAGAUGCGAAGAACAUCAUCCGCUGCUUGUCCGAGCCGACACCAGCUGAAACCCAAUCGGAUGGUACAGAACAUGCUCACGGCCCUCAUCUCAGCACCGCACAUCUACAGAUCUCGCACGCAGAUGUGAUUGUCAUCAACAAAGCAGAUCUGGUCUCAGAAGCUGAGCUCGAGCAAGUCAAGGCCAGGAUCUCGUCUAUCAAUGCCUUGGCAAAGAUCCAUGUCACAGAACACAGCAAGGUUCCAGCUUUAGAAGGUGUUCUACUCGACCUUCACGCCUACGACAAAGUGGACGCCGACAGCAUUGACUUUGCCAGCAAAGGCCACAGUCACCUGGAUCCCGCCAUCUCGACGACUACACUGACAUUACCACCUUUAUCGUCAGCCCAGCUAGAUAAGCUGGAUACAUUCUUGCGUAACAUUCUCUGGACGCGCUUCUUCAUCUCACAUCCAGAAGCCGAGGGCGUGUCAGUCGAGUCUGCGGGCUCGAGGCCCGAGAUUCACCGUACCAAGGGACGUCUUGUGAUGCAAGAAGGUGGAGUCAAGCUUUUGCAGGGCGUACGCGAGGUCUUUGAGUUCAUAGAUGCUGCAGAUGUCAGUACAUCAAAAGCUAGCGGGUCUGCUGACAGAGGUAACGGCAAACUUGUCUUCAUCGGUCGUAAUCUGGUCCCUGCAGCCUUGCAGAAGAGUCUUGAAGAUGCUGUCUUAGGUUAG